ACCUCAUAACAAAAUCUCUCACCACUUCUCUCUCUCUCUAAAAGACAUUAAUUCCCAAACCUAAACAAACCUUUUGUUUGGAACAGCAUAUGUCUCAGAGACCUCAAGUUCCUCAUUCUUCCUCAAUUGCUUUCUGUCUCCAUUCUCAUCUCCUAAUCUCCAGUGAGAUUAGCUCUAAUUCCAACUGGUGAAAAAUCAAAAAAUCUAACCUCUUUAUUUCUCUCUCUCUAAAAAUCAAUCCUUUUUAGCUCUCUCUCUCUCGUCAGAUUUUCCCGGAAAGCAAAGAUCUUUCUGAUUUUUAGAUUUCCGAUUUCAAAAAAGAAAAAAAUGGGUCUCAAGGGUUUCGCCGAAGGAGGAAUCGCAUCAAUCGUAGCGGGUUGUUCGACCCACCCGCUCGAUCUAAUCAAGGUCCGAAUGCAACUCCAAGGCGAAUCAGCUUCAAUUCAGACAAAUCUCCGACCUGCGCUUGCUUUCCAGACUUCCUCCGCCGUCCACGCGCCUCCACCACCACCGCGCGUGGGUAUAAUCGGCGUCGGAUCUCGUAUCAUCCAAAAAGAAGGCAUGCGUGCUCUGUUCUCCGGCGUCUCCGCCACCGUUCUCCGUCAAACUCUGUAUUCAACGACUCGCAUGGGUUUAUACGACAUUCUCAAGACCAGAUGGACCGACCCGGAAACAAAGACGAUACCUUUAUCCAAAAAACUCGCCGCCGGAUUCAUCGCCGGAGGAAUCGGAGCCGCCGUGGGAAACCCUGCAGAUGUAGCGAUGGUGAGAAUGCAAGCCGACGGUCGUCUACCGAUUGUCGAUCGGAGAAACUACAAAAGCGUUUUGGACGCGAUCGCGCAGAUGGUUCGCGGCGAAGGCGUUACGUCUCUGUGGAGAGGAUCGUCGAUGACGAUAAACAGAGCAAUGCUCGUGACGGCGUCGCAGUUGGCGACUUACGAUUCGGUGAAAGAGACGAUUUUGGAGAAAGGGUUGAUGAAGGAUGGGCUUGUGACUCACGUGGCGUCGAGUUUCGCGGCGGGGUUUGUGGCGUCGGUGGCGUCGAAUCCGGUGGAUGUGAUUAAGACGAGAGUGAUGAAUAUGAAGGUGGAGGCGGGUAAAACGCCGCCGUAUAAAGGAGCUUUGGAUUGUGCGUUGAAGACGGUGAAAGCUGAAGGAGUCUUUGCUUUAUACAAAGGGUUUGUGCCUACGGUUACGAGACAAGCUCCGUUCACGGUGAUUUUGUUUGUCACUCUUGAACAAGUUAAAAAGGUCUUUAAAGACUUUGACUUUUGAGAAAAGAUGAUGGUGGCGAUAAUUGGCUUAAACAAAAUAAGUUUGUUCUAUUUUCUUUUGAUUAAUCGAGUAGUUUAACUCUAAAAGUUUUUAUUUUGUUUUUCAUUUAUUGAAUAGAUCGAUCAUAUGAAAUUGGGUGUCAUGAGAAGAAAGAUGAGAACAGUUUGUUUUGAUUCGAUUUGCAAGGGAGGGAUAUUUACUCAAUCAAAUAUUUGGUAGAAUCAUUUAUGUUAGUUUUGAACUAUGUCAUAAUUCUUUUCUUUUCUUUUUCAUAAAAUCUUUUACUCCAAUCAAAGAUGAAUCUUUGUGAA
Molecule: messenger RNA, 1586 nt
Organism: Eutrema salsugineum
Lineage: Eukaryota; Viridiplantae; Streptophyta; Magnoliopsida; Brassicales; Brassicaceae
Product: mitochondrial uncoupling protein 5
Exons: 1
Coding region: 328-1275 (315 amino acids)
Biological process (GO): oxaloacetate transport; succinate transmembrane transport; thiosulfate transport
Molecular function (GO): sulfate transmembrane transporter activity; oxaloacetate transmembrane transporter activity; thiosulfate transmembrane transporter activity
Source: RefSeq, a predicted model, not a curated record